Molecule: messenger RNA, 883 nt
Organism: Pogonomyrmex barbatus (red harvester ant)
Lineage: Eukaryota; Metazoa; Arthropoda; Insecta; Hymenoptera; Formicidae
Biological process (GO): regulation of transcription by RNA polymerase II
Cellular component (GO): nucleus
Molecular function (GO): DNA-binding transcription factor activity, RNA polymerase II-specific; RNA polymerase II transcription regulatory region sequence-specific DNA binding
Source: RefSeq, a predicted model, not a curated record
CGAUAUAUACAAACAUUACGGCUUCAUUUGUUACGAAAGCAUAAAGAGAAAAUAAUAGAGAUACAAGAAAUGAUUAAACGUACCUGGUUAAAACAAUAUUUCGCAUUCAACGAGUGUGAUGAUAAAGCAAAAUGCAUGUAUUGCGAUCACAAAUUGACAAUAUUUGCCGGAACAAGGGGCUUAGAAAAUCACUUAAAAAUUUAUCAUGGCAUAAAUGAGAAUUCGAGAUCUGACGAAGGAAACGAAGGAAAUAAUGCAUAUUUAAUGGUACAACAAUCAGCGAAUAACAAAAAUGCCGUGAGUACAAAUUCUCAUGGGGCUGAAUCAUAUUCACAGAUUACAGAAAAUGAAGGAGAACAACAACGGUUUUAUUCUGGAACAGUGCAAGAUGAACAACUAUUGACGAUGAAUAUUUUGAAACCUACCUCACAAACUGAUAGUAUAUCAAAUAAUGACAUGAUUUUUGAAGAUGCUCUUCAUAAGAUAAAUACAGAAAUUGAAAGAAUUAUCGAAAAUACAGAAAUAAAUGGACAAUCGGUAAAUGAACAUAUUAAUGCAAGUACAGGUUUUAAUCAAAUUUGCACAGAAUCGCAAACCACAGAGUAUGAAAAAAAUCAAUGGCUUUAUUAUUGGACAGUGUAAGAUGACCAACUAUAUUGACGGUGAAUACUUCGAAUACGUUACAAACCGAUAGAACAUCAAAUUAUGACAUUUUUGACACAGACGCACGUCAUGACACAAACUAUUGUUUAACUAAUGCAGAAAUUGAACAGAAUAAGUGAAGGAAUUAUAGCAGAUAAAGGAUAUAACGAUUGAUAGAAUUUAAUGCGAAUGCAAGUCAUCAAACUGGCGAAGAAUUGCAAAGCUCAGAGUAUGAAGGAAA